Messenger RNA from Thamnophis sirtalis, 2058 nucleotides. NCBI's taxonomy places the organism in Eukaryota, Metazoa, Chordata, Lepidosauria, Squamata, Natricidae. The record is from RefSeq and is a predicted model, not a curated record.
GACAUCGAUGCUCGUCCUUGGGACUUCCAAGCCGAAGAAUGCAGUUUACGAGCCCACAUUGAGUCCUUUAAUAGCCGGAGAUACGACCGGAUCCGGGACGCUGAAUUUUCUCCGGUCGACAACUGCCUCCAGAGCGUGCUGGGACAACCGUUAGAACUGCCCGAAGAUUUCCGCUACUCGUACGAACUCUGGCUCGAGAGAGAAGUAUUUUCCCAGCCCAUUCACUGGGAAGAACUGCUGGGCUACCAGUGAUGGGGGGGGGACGGGAUUCGAACUCGGCGCUUCGGCCGACAAGUGCUACAUUUGGUGGGGGGAAGAGGAAGGGGUUUUUUUUUCUUUCUUUGUGGAUAUCUUUCCACAGGGAAUUACCUGCUAGAAGUUGUGAAAAAGAAUUAUUUUACCUUCCCAAGCCUCUCCUCCUUUCCCCUCAACGUUAUCGGUCUGUAAGCAAAGAGAAGUUUAUUAUUAUUAUUAUUUUUAUUAUUAUUAUUUCCGUCGUUUUCCCUGAUCCAGGGCACAUGAUAUAUAUUUAAAUAUCCUAUAAUGGUGGUUUUGAAUGAAGGGGAUUCUGUACAGUGCUGGUGUGCAACCUUGACUUUAAGAUCCGUGGACUUCAAUUCCCAGAAUUCCCAAGCCAGGUAGGGAAUUCUGGGAGGAAGAUUCUGGCUGGGGAAUUCUGGGAUUUGAAGUCCACAAGUCUUAAAGUGGCCAAGAUUGGAAACCCCUGCUGUGUGCAUCAUAUCUCUCUUUGGUUGCUAUUAUAAAUAUUUUCUAUGAGUAAGAUACCUGGGCAAACAUAUAUCUGUAAGCCAAGUCAUUUCUCUCACUACGGACAAUCUAUUGCUGAUUCCAUCAAACAUUUCAGCAAAAUCCCCCCCCCUCCCCAUUUGUAUUUCAUAUCCACCUAUAAUAAUCUUCAACUAGAAAACAGUAUUCAUAGAAUAAUUUUUCAGGAUGAAUUAGGGGGCAUUUGCGUGUCUCCAAUACAUAAAAAUAUAUUGGAGAUGUGCAAAUUAUAUACCAAAAAUAUGUAAAAAGCACUGUGCAAUUUUCUUCCAUCUUCCCCGGGCAUAUAUUCCAAUAAUUUUUCCCCAAGCGUUGCAACGCUGCAUUAAACUGAUGUUUGCAGAAGGUUUGAUGCAUUUUCGAAUCAAAAAUGCAUCCAAUGUUCAGUUCUUACCUGGUUUGAAAAAGAAAACGCGCAUGAUUUUAAAAAUCGUAGCGGCAUGCAAAAUAUUUACUAAAGGGCACCGCACAAUAAUUGUGUUCAUAGUGGCUUUUCAGGAAUGCAUUCAGAUCCCUCCCUACACGUGUUCUCUCUUUUAUUCCUGCGAUGUGACAAUGUUUGAAGCAUGCCAGGCCCCUUUGCUUGCGUCUUCACGCUUCGAGGAUAUGUUUGCACAUCCCUAAACCUGCUCUUCCGGCGGCGAUAACACGGGUUCUCACAUGAACUGCUUCAUGCUUUGUGUGUGUUUGUGCCACGAACACGGGUAGCAAGAAGGAGCAGAAGGGUAUCAGGCACGCUUGUACUCUGACAUGCUUGAAUUAUGGCUAAUGUGCGUGACACACUUUUAUCGGUUUAGUAACAUGGCAGCAAUUUCUCUUUACAAUACAAAGAAGAAGAUUUUACUUUUUUUCAUUCUGAAAAGGACAUUUUUGUCCAAAAGCUGGACAGGCUGCAUUUUCCAGGCACACACACACAAAAAAGCCCAUCAUUUAUGUAACAUUCUACCUAAAGAAGGAAGCAGAUGCAGUGAUGAAUAUAUUUAGCCACUUGGUAAAUACGUGGCCUUAAAAUUUCCCAGUUCACCGAAAGCCAGAUGCGCACUUUAUCCAUUCUGGGAAAGUUGUCUGCAUAAAGACAAAAAAAUAACUAAAUAUCAUUUUGUUUGCAAUCUUAUUUUGGAGCAGGCGUUCGGAAAACGAAAAAUAUGUGAUUUUAAAAAUUGUAGCGGCAUGCGAAAAUAUUUGCUCUGUGGCCCCCGCACAAUAAUUGUGUUGAUAGUGGCUUAUCGGGAAUGCGUUCAAAUCCCCCGGUUAUUCUUUUAUUCCUGCAGA